GCUGCGCCAGACACAGCCAGACGCGCACGCAGCAUGAAGACGUCGAGGCCGCUGCUGCUGCUCCUGUUGGCGGCGCUGUCCGGAUGGAGCGGCCGUGCUGGGGCAUCGCCCGCCGGGGAGGUGGGCCUUCCCUCAAACAACCUGCUGCUGGGGCCGACCUUCGACGCCCGCCUCGCCUACGGAGGGAAACUGCUGGCUCCGGACAAGGAGCGUGCCGACCAGGGCUACGUGUACGAAAAGCCGCCGCAACCGUUCACCUACCCCACCAGAGGGACAACCACCACCACCACCACCAGACCCUUCACCUACACUACUAGGAAACCAGUCUCUUAUCUUCCCCCUGUAACCACUACCACAGCUAGACCCUUCACCUACACCACACCGAAACCAGUCUCUUACGUUCCCCCCUCGACUACCACCACCGCUAGGCCCUUCACCUAUACCACUCCGAAACCAGUCUCUUAUCUUCCCCCUACAACCACUACCACCGCUAGGCCCUUCACCUAUACCACUCCAAAACCAGUCUCUUAUCUUCCCCCUACAACCACUACCACAGCUAGGCCCUUCACCUAUACCACUCGAAAACCAGUCUCUUAUCUUCCCCCUACAACUACCACCACAGCUAGGCCCUUCACCUACACCCCACCCACCACAACUGCGAGACCCUACACAUAUACAUUCGCUACAUCCACUCCUAAACCAGUCACUUACCUCCCUCCCACAACAACUGUGAGACCCUAUACUUACACAUCCCCUACGACCACUUUCAAACCAGUCUCCUACCUCCCUCCUGUAACAACUGUCAGGCCAGUUACUUAUACAUAUUCGACUACUACUGCCAAACCCUUUACUUACACCUAUCCUACGACAACUCGCAAACCCUAUUCCACAACCACAGCUCGACCUUCUACUUAUACAACGAGACCAACUUAUGCUACAACUGGUUAUACGACGCAGUCGCCGAGGGUAACGUUUACGUACCCCACGAGGCCGCCGACUACCACUCAGAGGCCCUACACGUUCACCACUACAACGAGGCGCCCGACGUUCACGACUCCGAGGCCGACGCCGCCGCCCACUACAGUUAGAACGGCACCUCCUGUCACUGGAUACAAGUACCCGUCUCCAACCGUCACUUUCACGUAUCCCACCAGACAGCCAACCACCAGUGCGAGACCCUUCACCUACACAACCACCAGCAAGCCCAUUACCUACACCUACAGCACUACUACAGCUAAGCCCUUCACAUACACCUAUCCAACUACCACUUUGAGACCAUACACAUACAGCACCGUCAGAACAACCGGUUACCCCACUGUAUCUCCAAGUGUUACAUUCACCUACCCAACGAGACGUACAACCACCAGUGUCAGACCAUAUACGUUCACUACAACGACCAGGAGACCGACUUUCACCACUCCAAGACCCACAUAUUCGACAACAACACUGAGGCCUUUCACUGUUACAACUCGACAGCCAACAUUCAGCACCUAUAGACCCUCUCAGUCUACAACAGUCUUCACUGGCUACCAGAAGGAAUCACCUAGUAGGCCCUUCACGUACCCAACAACACAGAGACCUUUUACAUAUAGUACCACAACAGCGAGACCAACAUUCAUCACAACAACCACAAGGAGACCAACAACAACAUUCCGACCUACAUUCAUCACGACAACCACAAGGAGGCCAACAACAACAUUCCGACCUACGACAAUCUACACUACGAGACUGCCAACCACUACUCUCCGGCCGUACACAUUCAGUACGACGACGCAAAGGCCAACGUUUCCGACUCAGGCAACCCCCAAAAUAACUGGGUAUCCCAAGGAAACACCCAGCAGACCUUUCACAUACCCUUCAAGACUCCCAACGACAACCACACCUCGGCCUUACACGUACACCACUACAACUACUUUACGACCAGUCACUUUUACCACAACCUCUCCAAGGCCGACUUAUACAACACCAAGGCCGACAUUUACAACACCACGCCCCACGUACAGUACCCCUAGGUACACGUACACCACUCCGAGACCGACAUAUACGACUCCGAGGCCGACAUAUACGACUCCGAGGCCCACAUACACAACUCCUCGGCCAGUGACGUAUCCCAGCACGCAGACAAUCUUCACUGGCUAUCCAAAAGAAUCACCUAGCAUCCCGUUCACUUACCCGACACCAGGAGCGCCUGCAGGAGACGCGAGGAAGAGUGCAGGACAACCUUUCUCAUACCCAGCACUCUUUCCGGGAGCAGAUUUUGACCUGCGCCUCUUGAAGAAGAGGUCUGCUCCCGUGAUUACAGGAGAGCUGCAGAGAAAGGAACGAGCCGACGAUGGAAAGUACCGGCCGGAGAAGCACGGCGGCGGCCGCUACGUGGACGACCCCCGGCGCUGGGAGCUGCGCGAGUCCGUGCCCGGCGAGCCCGGCACAGACUACCCCGUCUACAGCACCAUCCCGAGCACCGCCUUCUCCUGCCAGGGGCGCUCCGAAGGGUACCAUGCCGACCCGGAGACGCGCUGCCAGGUGUUCCACGUGUGUGCGGGUCCGUCGCCGGUGCCCAAGUCGUCAGCGCUGUGCCCCAACGGGUCGGUGUUCAACCAGGACAUCGGCACCUGCGACUGGUGGAACAACGUCGACUGCCCAGGCUCCGCCGUCUUCCGCGCUGGCAGCCCGCACCUGCCCAUACCGGAGUACUCGGGCAACCUCGUCCUGCCGCAGGUGGACGUCGUUUAA
Schistocerca serialis cubense is the source of this 2733-nucleotide messenger RNA. RefSeq names its product mucin-5AC-like. The coding region runs from base 34 to 2733 and encodes 899 amino acids. The transcript is spliced from 5 exons. Gene Ontology annotation, molecular function: chitin binding. Lineage: Eukaryota; Metazoa; Arthropoda; Insecta; Orthoptera; Acrididae. The record is from RefSeq and is a predicted model, not a curated record. Gene Ontology annotation, cellular component: extracellular region.